AUGCUAGAGCUGCACAGUUUAAUUUUAUACAACUUUCUACAAAUGGCUAAGUUAAGUCAUAUCUUAAUAUUGCACUGCUGGUCUAUGGACUCACUCUUGCACUUGGCACAGAUGACACAAAAUACAAAUGCUUUUAUCCAGUUUGAACAAUUAAACCCAGACUUUCUACCAACUAACUUACUUAAUAAUCAAAUACUUAAGUUGGGCGUUUUUUUGGACCUCAAUUGCAAUGAUAGUGAAGUUGUUUUGAAUGAGGCUAGUGCAAGGCGUCUUUUUAGCCAUCAUUAUCAUUGGCUUGUCUACGAUCGAUCUUUAAAUUUUUCUCGCUUCAAAAAGACUCAACUCUAUAUUGAUGCUGACCUUACUUAUUCAACAAAUAAUCUUUCCAAUGGGAACUUUAUACUCUAUGAUCUCUACAAUAAGGGACUACAGCUAGGAGGAGAGUUGAAUGUAACCGCAGAUCGAGAAAUUUCAUGUAAUAAGCAAGAAUGUCGUGUCGAGAGAUAUCUUAGUGAUUUAUAUACCAGGAGUUCUCUGCAGCACAGAAAGUCAUUUACUGGACUGACUAUGAGAGCCACUGGUGUGAUCAAUGCUCUGCCUUUGAACUCCUCUAAAAAGGAUAUAUUUGCUUUUCUAGAGUCCCAGGAUCAAAUUCACUUGGAUACCUAUGCCCGUUUUGGUUACCAGUCCCGUCAACCCCUAAGGGAAAUGUUGGACUGCAAAUUUAAGUACACCAUAAGAGAUCGCUGGACAGAUGGCAAUGUUACUGGCGGCAUGAUUGGCGACCUUAUUAACGGCCUGGCGGAUAUAUCAGUAGCCCCUUUUAUUUAUUCCCUUGAUAGGGGCAUCUUUCUGCAGCCACUCACCAAGUUCACCGUGUUCCGGGAAAUCUGCAUCUUUCGUAACCCCCGAUCCGUGUCCGCUGGGCUAAGUGCAACCGAGUUCCUGCAGCCCUUCAGCGGAGGAGUCUGGCUAACAUUUGCCCUAUUACUCAUGCUAGCUGGUUGCCUGCUCUGGAUCACCUUUAUGGUGGAGCGCCGUCAGAAAUGGAAACCUUCGCUACUGACCAGUUGCCUGUUAUCCUUCGGGGCUGGUUGCAUUCAGGGAGCCUGGCUUACUCCCAGGUCGACGGGCGGACGAAUGGGCUUCUUUGCCUUGAUGGUGACCUCAUUUCUCAUGUACAACUACUACACCUCGAUUGUGGUGUCCAAGCUGCUGGGACAGCCGGUGAGAUCCAACAUCCGGACAGUGCAGCAGUUGGCGGACAGCAGCCUGGAGGUUGGAAUCGAACCAAAUGUUUACACCCGCGUCUUUAUAGAGACCUCCGAGGAAAAGAGUGUUCGUAGUUUGUAUUUAAAAAAGGUGGCUGGAAGCAAACGCUCACCGGAUCAGAUUUGGUUGUCCACCGAGGUUGGAGUGCAAGCUGUUAGGGAUUAUGUGGGGUUUGUAUAUAUAACCGGUGUGGCUACUGGCUAUGAGUUUGUAAGGAAGUACUUUUUGCCCCACCAAAUCUGCGAGCUCAAUGAGAUUUCUUUGCGCGAUGCCACGCACACUCAGACCCACACGGUGGCGGUGAAGGGUUCGCCAUAUGCAGAGUUAUUUAAGUUAAAUGACCUACGCAUGAUGGAGACCGGUGUACAUAUCAAGCACGAACGCUAUUGGAUGAGAACCAAGUUGCAUUGCUACCAGCACAAUCACACGGUAGCUGUGGGUCUGGAGUAUGCCGCUCCCCUGUUCAUCCUGUUGCUAGGUGCUAUGAUUUUCUGUGUGGGCGUGCUGGUACUGGAGGUCAUCUGGCACCGUGUGGGAAAGAGGGAGAGAGGGCGCUGGAGUAAAUGUUGUUUACAGGGAACUGCAUAA
Molecule: messenger RNA, 1860 nt
Organism: Drosophila serrata
Lineage: Eukaryota; Metazoa; Arthropoda; Insecta; Diptera; Drosophilidae
Gene: Ir75b
Product: Ionotropic receptor 75b
Source: RefSeq, a predicted model, not a curated record